Molecule: messenger RNA, 3017 nt
Organism: Podarcis muralis (Common wall lizard)
Lineage: Eukaryota; Metazoa; Chordata; Lepidosauria; Squamata; Lacertidae
Source: RefSeq, a predicted model, not a curated record
ACAGGGUACAAUGCAGGGGGGCAGACAAGUGGGGAGACUUUACUGAUAGCAAAUAUUUAUUCCCUUAUUGAUACAGAGGAAAAGAAACCUUUAUUCAACUCAAAAUUCUUAUAACACAAUCAAAAAGCAUUCGCUGCUCCUUGAGAAAACAUUCAGGAACUGCAAAGCCCUGGAGACAUAUUAGUUUUAAAAAAUAAAAUAAAGAUCAUGUGAUCACUGAGUCAUUUCCAGGAAGGGAAACUCCCAGUGGCUGAAAACGGAGAAAGUGAAACUUAACUGGAUCUUUGGUGCGAGGGAGCCAUGGCUGCUGCAGGGGGUCACAUCCAGCGUCUCCGUGAUGAAGCCACUUGCUCCAUCUGCCUGGAUUACUUCAAGGAUCCAGUGACCAUCCCAGAGUGUGGGCACAACUUCUGCCGAUCCUGCCUGAUCCAGUGCUGGGGGGAAUCGGAGGCAGAGGCUUCCUGCCCUCAGUGCAGAGAAAGAGUCCAGAGAAGGAGCCUCGUCUCCAACCGGCAACUGGCUAAUAUGGUAGAAAUAGCCCAGAAUCUCAGCCUUCAAGAGGGAAAGGAGGAAGGAGGGAAAGGAGGAGUCUGCGAGGAUCACCAGGAGCCCCUGAAGCUCUUUUGCAAGGAGGAUGAAGCCCCCAUCUGCCUGGUGUGUGACAGAUCCAAGGAGCACAAACACCACGAGGUGAUUCCUCUGAAGGAGGCUUUCCAGGAGUACAAGGGAGAGAUCUGUCGCCACCUGGAGAUUCUGAGGAAAGAGAGAGAGGAAAUUCUGGCCUAUCAAGCAGCCCUGGAGAAGGAAAGCAAAGACCUCCUUAAAUUAACAGAAACGGAGAGGCUGAAGGCCGUGGAGAAGUUCAGAGAACUGCGCCAGUUCCUGGAAGAACAAGAAAAACGUCUGUUGACACACAUGGAAGAGGUGGAGAAGGAGAUUGCAGGGAGAAGGGAUGAGCAGCUGGCCAGACUCUCCAGGAAACUCUCCUCUCUUGAGAGGAUCAUCCAGGAGAUGGAGGAGAAGAGUCAGCAGCCAGCGAGUGAACUCCUGCAGGAUGUGAGAAGGACCCUGCAGAGGUAUGAGAAAAGAGAGAGUCCAGAGAAGCCACUGGCUUUCCCUCCAGAGCUGAGGAACAGGAUCUUGGAAUCCUGUGAUCUAAAUCACCUUGUGGAGAAUACAAUGAAACAAUGGAAAGAUGCUGUGUUAUACAGAAAACAGCUUCAGAAAGAUGUUCAGUCAUUCAGAAAUCUUCAGAGAGCAAAUGUCACUCUGGAUCCAGACACAGCCCAUCCCGAACUCAUCCUGUCCAAGGAUGGGAAAAGUGUGAGAAAGGGAUACAAACCUCAAGCCCUGCCUGAUAAUCCUGAGAGAUUCAGUGACUGGCUUUAUGUGUUGGGACGUGAGGGAUUCACAGCAGGCAGACAUUUCUGGGAAGUCACUGUGGAAAGUGGGGAAGAGUGGGCUUUGGGGGUUGCCAGGAAGUCUGUGGAGAGAAAGGGCUGCUUCUCCAUAUUCCCCAAGGAGGGGAUCUGGGCUGUGGGGAAGAGGGGAGGGGAGUACUGGGCCUGCACCUCCCCUCAUUACUCUCCUCUGUCCCUGAGGGAGAAGCCCAGGAGGAUCCAGGUGACUCUGGACCAUGAAGUGGGACGUGUGUCUUUUUCUGACGCUGACUCAGGAGCCGAACUCUACACGUUCUCAGGAGCCUCGUUCUCUGGAGAGACCCUCCUCCCUUUCUUUUAUCUGGGGGGAUAUGAAGCCCACCUCAUUAUCUCCUGAGGGGACUAAAUCUGCCUCUCAGGCCCAGCAGGAGUUUCUCUCCAGACCAGAGUGACUGACAUAAAAACCAUUUACCCGCCAAGAGCAGGUUGGGCAGUUUUCCAAGGGCCCUUUGAGAGGAUUCAUUCCAGUCAAAAUCAGCAGAAAUAACAAAACAAAAAUGAGUUGUUCUUGCUUUGCGUUUUCCUUCCUUUUCCCAGAAUUCCCUCUGGAGCUCACUUCUUAAAGAGACAGUCACACUUUUAGGAGUCCUAAUAAAUUUUCUCACCUUCAAUCUUGUUUUCUAUUUGAGGUGUCUGAUUUGGCAGAGGACGAUACUCUUAAUCCCAGGGUUGUGGGUCUGAGCCCCACGUUGGGCAAAUGUUUCCUGCACUGCAGGGGGUGGGACUAGAUUACCCUCAGGAUCCCUCGCAACUCCGUAAUUCUAGGAAACCUUCCUCUCCCCACAAUACCUUAUGCAGCUGUGAAAAUGCAUGCAUCGUUGAAUUAAUAGAGAACUGAAAAAUAAGCCCCUUUACCCACGUCAGGCAGGAUAGCAUGGAGACCUAAGACAGGAAGAAGAAGAAAAAUAAAUUGAACAGGGCAUCAUCUUCAAAUGCCCUCUGCAAAUACAGCCUCGCCAUCUCCACACGUUGUCAGAAGUAAACCUUCUUGCAUUGAGUGGGGCUUCUGCUCAGUUAAAUGUGUUUUGAGUGGAUGCAUUAACGUUCCUUAUUCACAGGCUGGAUUCUGUCUAUCGGGGGCAUCAAAUGGGGUGUCCUCUGGAUAAUGCUGGACUCCAGCUCCUCUCCUCAUGCUUGUCCAGCAUGGCCAGGGGUCAGAGAGGGUGGGAGUUGCAGUCUGGCAGCUUCCAGAAGGGGCCCCAUGGGCUGUGCUGCCCCAUACAUUACGCAGGGCACCUUCCCUGUGUUCCUGAGCCCCACCCCUAAUACACAGUGCUCCCCCAAGGAGCGUCAUUUCGGCACCAGGUGCAUCUGAUUUCUCUCCUUGGAUACUAACAGCUGGAACAACACAUGCCUGUGGAAUUGACCACUCAAAGAUCAGGCAGGACUCACUCUGGCUCCACUAUUAGGGACACUGACUACUGACCGCUGCAGCCUGCUCUCCUUUCCCUGCGUUUUCCACAGGGUGGUGGCACAUCAUGGAAUAAAGACACCUCCCCCCCACCAUUGACAUUUGUUGCAGCAGAUGCGCAGGUUUCCGUUUUUGUUUUAAAAUAAAUUAACUGUAAUGUAUACUGA